Molecule: messenger RNA, 1212 nt
Organism: Caenorhabditis remanei
Lineage: Eukaryota; Metazoa; Nematoda; Chromadorea; Rhabditida; Rhabditidae
Exons: 4
Coding region: 1-1212 (403 amino acids)
Source: RefSeq, a predicted model, not a curated record
AUGGGGUUAUCGGACGUUGUUGACAACCUCCGUUCGCUCAAGAAGACCGUCAAAAAGCCCAUAAAUGCGUUCCGUGAAACCGUCCAUAAUGCCUAUACAAAGGCUUAUGUAGGAUCUCCGGAGAGAGUUGAUGAGUUCUAUAAUUACAUCAAAGUGUACACUCCGAGCAAGCAUAAUGAUUUGUGCAUGAUGAGCAUCACGGCGGACAUCAAUCGGUUCUCAAUGAUACCCGAUAAGAAUACAUUUUUCCAUGUUCUCAAACUCGAGAGGCAUUUCGAUCGGAUGAUUGCUGCACGCAAACAGCCGGAUGUCACUGGAGAUAUGGCGAUUCAAAUUCUCUCCGGCCACAAUACUACUUUCAUGAGCAAGUAUCGCCGUUACAAGACUCGUUCAGCUGCAAAAGAGUUGAAACGAAGAAAUCAACGUUUCAAGGCAUUGAACGUGAGACGACACACUCAAUUGCCGGAAUCAGGAAACGAUGACUCUUGCAUCUACGGAAAUCGUACAUCAAUGGAAAUGCCGACUCUUAACUUGGCGGAUGAUACAAUUCCAAUUGAAACUUGUUCAAAUAAGCCAGAGAUUGAAGUAUCAAUGAACAAGAAAGAAAUUAAUUCCACUUUGGUUUUGAAGAGAUCAAAGGAACUAGGAGAUAUGUGCCAGAAGCAAGAUGUAAUUAUUCAUUGUGAACUCACUAAACCAGAGACUGUAGUGGCUGCCCCGGCUCAAACUCAAAAUUUGAAAAUGGCUUUUCCAGUGAAAGAAGACGAUUCACUUGCUAUUUCAGCUGCAAAGGCCAAUCUUAUUCAAAAGAAACUUCAUGCCAAGAGCAGUACUGAGAAGUCAAUGAUGUCAGUGACAAAGAAACAUGAUGCCAAGUUUAAAGUGGCAAAAUCAGUGACUGUGAAGAAGGAAAAAAUAGAAAAGGCUGAGAACUUCAAUUUGAAAUUGGCAGAGCCAGUGGAGAAAAAAACAGAAGAAAUUGAUAUUGCAGCAGUACUUUUAGAAGAUGUUAUGGAGCAAUUGAUAUUGGAAGAUCAAAAGAAACAAAAGGAAACACAGAAACCAAAAAUCGUCGUUGAGCUCAGCGACGAGGAUAGUCAUGAAGAAUUCGACAAGUGUGACGAAGAUGAUUCAGAUGACGGAAGUGACAUUGAAGAGUUGGAGAAGAUUGAGGACAAGGACGUCGAUGCUCUUGAAUAUGAGAUGAUCUAG